UCGUUCUUUCACAUGGUCAUGGGCGAGCCUCAAACAGCCUUCUCACCUUCAUAGCCCAGUCUUGUGUAGAUUGACACUGCCGAUCGUAUUCAGCUGCUCAACUCCUCGUCAGCUGGUCGCUUUGACCUCCGCUUUGUGAUCACUUCAGCCGCAAUCAAAUGGCACUCUGCUAGUAGUAACACAUCACAUAAAAGAUCUGGUGUUCUCCCUGCUUGACUCGCACAGUUCACUCUCAUAACUUAUAUCAUCACAUACUACGCACAGACUUUAUACUAGCAAUCAUGCCAGCUUCCAACAAGGUCCGUGUCGCCGUCACCCAACACGAACCCGUCUGGCUGGAUCUGCACGCCACCGUCGAUAAAACCUGCCGAUUGAUCGCCGAGGCGGCAGGCAAUGGCGCCCAGCUAAUCGCUUUCCCCGAAUGUUGGCUACCGGGGUAUCCAGCAUGGAUCUGGUGUCGCCCCGUCGACAUGGGCCUGUUCACCACUUACCUCAAAAACUCCCUCUCGUAUGACUCGGAGCACAUGCGCCGCAUCUGCAAUGCCGCUGCCCAGCACAAGAUCACCGUCGUCCUGGGUUUGUCGGAGCGCGAUGGCAACUCCCUCUAUAUCGGCCAGUGCACAAUCGAUUCCACAGGCAAGAUCGUGAUGCGUCGGCGCAAGAUGAAGCCCACUCAUAUGGAACGCACCGUGUUCGGCGAAUCUUCCGGGCGGAGUCUUCUAAACGUCGUCGAUCUGCCGAUUGGUAAAGUGGGUGCCCUCUCGUGCUGGGAACACAUUCAACCACUGCUCAAAUAUCACACCAUGAUCCAAGGGGAGGAAAUCCAUGUCUCCGCCUGGCCAGUUCUACAUCCCCAUAUGGGGGGCGAGUCACUCUGGGGCAUGUCGCAGGAAGGUGGAAUGGGUGCAUCUCAAGUAUAUGCGCUGGAGUCGGCAUCAUUCGUUCUGCUCACGACCGCCGUGCUGGGUCCCAGCUGCGUCGAGAAGAUGAACUUGUCUCCGCCGUGGGAUACCCUGGGAGGAGGCGCGUCCGCCGUCAUCGCCCCUGAUGGCCGCCGGCUGACAGAGCCAUUGCCCUCUAAUGAAGAAGGAUUCGUGUAUGCAGAUGUGGAUCUGGAUUUAAUCUUGUCGUGCCGGCACUUUGUGGAUGCCUGUGGCCAUUAUAGCCGUCCCGACCUGUUGUGGCUGGGGGUCGACACGCGCGAGAAAACACAACACCGACCGGAAGGACAGGCAGACAUCGCCACAAGCAAUCCGGAUACUUAUUCAGGCCCUGUUGAAGAGGAAAGUACCUGAGGCUAUCCCUGCUUUAACUGGCCUGCAUCGGAGCCCCGCAGAAGAUAUACAAUACCAGUGGUGGACUCAGCAAACACGUUCCUUAUUUCAGCCACUCUGACCAUGUCUUGAAAAUAAAUUAAUACGAAUGAAAAAAAGUACUGAAUCUAAGACCAUGUCCCAUGUGGCGUACUUUUCUUCGAGCACCUCUGGAUUUAGAUGUCACUCAGACUAAGCAAUGUUUGCUUCUCCGGUCGGCACCAAGUGCAGCCCGGAAGACAACCGGAUAAAUCUGGGAUGAGCUAACAUGAUGCUGCAGCUCAACUGCUAAUGGUCCUGCCGAUCAGGGCGCUUCUUCACCCGCUCGAGCACCUCUGAUUUGUGGAAUCCCACCACUCCCUGUAGUUCCGUGGCUGCACUCCUCUGUAUUCCUAUGCAAUCGUGUUUUUGCUUCAAUGUAACUCAUUCACACUCUCGGAUAAAUGCAC
Aspergillus vadensis CBS 113365 is the source of this 1762-nucleotide messenger RNA. Its product is annotated as carbon-nitrogen hydrolase family protein. The transcript has 3 exons. The coding region runs from base 282 to 1295 and encodes 337 amino acids. The record is from RefSeq and is a predicted model, not a curated record. NCBI's taxonomy places the organism in Eukaryota, Fungi, Ascomycota, Eurotiomycetes, Eurotiales, Aspergillaceae. Gene Ontology annotation, molecular function: catalytic activity.